Messenger RNA from Adineta ricciae, 2202 nucleotides. NCBI's taxonomy places the organism in Eukaryota, Metazoa, Rotifera, Eurotatoria, Adinetida, Adinetidae. The record is from the annotation of a GenBank genome assembly.
AUGUACGGUCUUCUAUUGCAAUCGGCUUCGGAGAUUAUUCGAGCAAGAUAUGGACAAGAAACGUGGGAAAAGAUUCGAAUUGCCCUUCACCUGGACUCGAAUAAAUUUUCAGCUUUUCAGCAGUAUGGAGAAACAUUAUUUGUACGAAUUGCGAAAAUAUUAAGUGAAAUCAUAAAUGAGCCCGUUAGCGAUAUUAUGGAUUUAUUCGGUGUAGAAUUCGUGUCAUUCAUAUCGAGUUAUGGUUACGAUCGUGUUCUCAGAAUUCUGGGGCAUAAUAUGCGAGACUUUUUGAAUGGUUUGGAUAAUCUACAUGAAUACAUGCGAUAUACGUAUCCUCGAAUGCGUCCACCAUCGUUUUAUGUUGAAAAAGAGACUGUAAAUGGCCUUACACUUCAUUAUCGCAGUCAUCGACGAGGAUUUAUUCAUUAUGUUGCCGGCCAAAUAACUGAAGUCGGUCGCCGAUUCUAUAAUACAGAAGUCGAAAUCAAAGCGAUUAGUGAAAGCGAAGAAUUUGACAUUGUACAUGUCAUAUUUCAACUGGAAUUUGAAAAUACAGCCUAUAGUAAACAGAUUACAUCGGACAAAGAUUCCAACGAACUCGAUUUAACUAUUGACUGUCAUAUUUUCUUUGACUUAUUUCCAUUUCAUAUGGUUAUUUCGGAAUCAUUAGAAAUCAUAUCAGCAGGAGAUUCGCUAACACAACUAUUUCCGAAUAUUGUUGGUGAAUUAGUUCGAGAUAUAUUCAAUCUUGUUCGACCACUCAUUACUUUAAAUUGGUCCCAAAUUGUUUUACACUCGAAUAAUGUGUUUGAAUUUUCAACAAUUGAACCACUUCGUAAACAACCGGAUGACAGUGAACUAACUAUCAAUCAGACCGGUGAUCAAUUUCCGUCUGAUAUGAUUAUCACAACGACACCGCCGCGUGACGUUCAAGAAGAGUAUUUACGUCUCCGAGGUCAGAUGCUAUACGUCUACGAAUGGAAAGCUAUUAUUUAUUUAGCAACACCUGUUUUGGAAAAUCUCGAUGUAAUGUUUAAUACUGGCUUAUUCAUAAAUGAUCUUUCUAUGCAUGAUUCCAGUCGAGAUUUAGUUCUAGCUGGUACUCAACAAGGUGCCGAACUUAAAUUAGCACUUGAUCAAGAACGACAAAAGAGUAAAGCAUUAGAAGAAAGUAUGAAGAAAUUGGAUACGGAGAUGAAAAAGACGGAUUUACUUUUAUAUCAAAUGAUCCCAAAAAAGAUUGCUGAUCGAUUACGAAGUGGAGAAAAGCCGGUGAAUCUUUGUGAGACAUUCGAAAGUUGUACCAUCUUAUUCAGCGAUGUCGUCGGUUUUACAUCCAUCUGUGCCUUGCUUACACCCAUGGAAGUCGUAUCAAUUCUCAAUGAAAUGUACACUAAAUUCGAUAAAUGUUUGGAAACUCAUAACUGCUAUAAAGUGGAAACUAUUGGUGAUGCUUAUAUGUUAGUGAGCGGUUUACCCGAGCGUGCGCGAAAUCAUGCGGCUGAAAUCAUUGAUAUGGCAUUUGAUAUGCUUGAUUCCAUCAUUACCGUGACAAAUCCGACAAAUAACGAAAAACUGAAAAUCCGCAUAGGCUGUCAUAGUGGCCCAGUCGUUGCUGGGAUCGCUGGAAUAAAAAUGCCACGUUAUUGUCUCUUUGGCGACACGGUAACAACUGCGAAUAGAAUGGAACAAAUGAGUAAAACACUGCAUAUUCAUAUAACCGAUACCACAUAUCAGUUGCUUGAUCGUAAAAUCUACGAAGUUCAAGAAUGUUCGAAAUUGAUGUUGAAUGGUAACACAUCACUGUCGACUUACCUCGUCUUACAUAAAAAAGAUCGUGCGGGUAACAUUCAACUGCGUCCAUUUCAUAAAGUUCUACAAGAAAUCACUCGAGAAGAAGCUGAAAUAGCUAAAUUCAAACAGAAUGCCGACGCGAAGUCGGCUGAAACAACAAAUCAUGUUUCAUCUACAUCGAAAACCAAUGGUGUUAGUCGACCAUCGCCUCCAAAUAAAACCAAGCCCGUCGAAUCAUCCAAAAGUCAACUCAUCAGCGAUAUCACAGCACAUUCAACGCCGAAUUCUUUAUCAAAAAUUAAAAUUCAACACGAAUCGACCAUGAAAAGCAUGGAACAUAGCGAGACACCCGAUUUCAAUAAAUCAAUACAAAGACAAUCACAUAGCAAAACAUGCACUAUUCUCUGA